ACGCUGCACAUAAUGUAGAAUAAUGGCUGCCAAUGUUGACAGCUCCGAAAUUUUCAAUAAACUGUCAUCAAAAAUAACAAAUCUACUUCAUGGAAGAACUGAAGGUGAUCGCAGUAUAUUAAGCAAAACCUUGGACGAUUUAAAUUCAUUGAAUUAUAGGUAUACAGUAGUGACAAAUCCAACUAAAGCAGUACUUUUAGUGAACCAAUGCUGCAGUUUUGUAUCAACUGAUGAUGAGGUACUUGUUCAAAAAUGUAGUCAAUUAUUAUGGAAUCUUGUUAAUAGACAAAAUGUACCUAUUGAAGGUAGAACAUUGACUGUAGCCAUAAAUUGGUGUUUGAAUAGUUUUAAAAUACGAAAUAAAAAUGUCAUUCUUGACAUUUUGCAAGCCUUAGAUGCCUUAUUAAGAACUAAUGUGGAUUAUGUCUUACAGCUGUUGGAUAAAGUCUCUUUUGAAGUUAUCAAGAUUAUUAAAGAUACAGAACAAGAAUGGUCACCUGAAAUAAUACUAAUAUCUUUGCAAUGCCUUGAAGCUUGUACAGCCGUUCCAAAUCAAAAAUCAAACAUUCGGCACAGCUAUUUGGAAACUUGUGCUGAGAUUUUUUUGUCGCAUUUAUGUAAACAACAAAUUGCUCAGGAUCCAGUCCAUGUUAAGAUGCUUCAAGUUAGUAUUUACGGACUUCAAAAUAUAAUAAUGCAACAUCCUGAAUAUUUAAAAAAAGAAUUAGGGUUAAUUUUGGGAGUCAUAAAAUCAUUCAUGGUAUUCGGUAUAAAAGGUAUAGAAUAUACGUUACCACAAAAGUUGUUACCUUCAAUUUUAAGCAUACCAGAAGCAAUAAAUGUACCAAGAGAGAAGAAAGGAGGCAAGCUUACAAAACAAAGAAAGCACAGAUCUACAAAGCCCAAAAAAGAAAAAAAGGAUUCGACAGAAGACAUUUUAUUCGACGGAAAAACAACGGGAUACAGUCCAGCAACCACAUCAUUAGAAUAUAAUUCAGACAGUGGAAUUAAUCUUUCGAAUGCUGGGAAUAAAUUUAAAACUAGCGAUUCAGAUUUUUCAGACAGCGAAUCGGGAAGAACCGCAAAAUUAGUGCAAGUGCAAGCCAAAGUCAGACAUGCUGCAUUUAAUUUAUUUUACAAUGUUGUAAAGAACACCGAAAAAUAUACCAUGUUCUCAUAUUGGACCAGCUUUAUUCCAGAAGGUACAGUUUCUGCGCCACAUAAUUUACUCAACUGCAUUUUAAAAGAUCCUUCAGCAAGAUGCCGAAUGGCUGCUUUAAACGUUUUGUUAGUUUUAUUAACAUCUUCUAAGCUAUACCUGGCUCAGGCAGAAAACAGUAUCAAAAGUACUUCUUUCACACCAUUUUCCGUUGGGUUGGGAUUGACGAUAAGAGAAUUACAUAAAGGUCUCUCUCUGGCUCUGGUGGAAACUUCAGUCCCAGUUUUAAUUCAAUUGUUAAAAUGUUUAGGUGCUUUAGUGCAAGCAACUCCUUAUCACAAAAUGUCCCAAGGACUGGUUACGAAGAUUGUGAGGAAUGUAAAACCAUUUAUAUAUCAUAAAGAUGCUUCUGUUCAAGUAACAGCUCUCAUAGUGCUAGGCUGUGUUGUAGCUUCAGAACCAAUCAUACCAGAAACAAAAGAAAUAUUGUUAAAGAAAAAUUUAAAUAUAGAAGGCAAUACUUAUGUAACAGAUUCUAAUCCAGAAGAAAAUGGUAAAAAUGAUGCUGAAAGUAUCGUUUAUGCAGAAUUUUCAGACGAUGAAGAUGAAUAUGUAGAAGAUGAAUCAGUUCCCUGGUUAUUAAAAAGAUGUCUGAGUAACUUAGGAGUGCAAUUUACUCCAACAGAGCAUGCAAGCAACGCGAGAGAAAAUAUUAGUUUAGUAGUUCCCGUUCCCGUGAAGUUAGAAUCUCUACAAGUGAUCUCGGCUGUUACUAGAAACUAUUUUGAAAUUUUAAUAGCGCCUUAUUUAUCUUAUAUAACGAAGGGACUCCAUACGUCGUUGAGCGAUAAAUAUGCUGAUCUGAGACUGCAUGCCGGUCGUGCCAUUGAUUUUAUUGGACAAGCAAUAUCUAGAUAUCUUACAAAUAGAGAAAUAAAGGAUACCGUUCCCUUCGAAAGUUUUUUGACGUUUUGGCAGAAUUUGUUGAGUGGGCCAUUGAUAGAUUUAUUGCAGUGUGAAGAUCAAGCAGUUUUAAAAGCAGUUGGUUGUGAUUGUUUAGGAAGUAUAGGAUCUGAUAUUUUUGAAAAGUUACCGAGGGAUAAACAGAUUGUGUGUGUCACUCUUUUGUUUUCCUGUACGAGAGAUGACGAAAAAAACGUGAAAGCUGCUGCAGUGAGAGCACUGGCUAUUUGCGUGAUGUAUUCAUCGUUGAGAGAAGAUCCCGGAUUUGUUGUUGAUACUGCAGAAGCAAUUUAUCGGACCUUACAGGAUCAAAAUUUAAUGGUUAGGAUUAAGGCUUCGUGGUCUUUGGGCAAUUUGAGCGAUGCACUUAUGUUAAAUAAUAAAACAGACGAAGGCAUAGAAGAAAUACCUCGAGAUCUUAUCAUCAAAUUAAUACAAAUAGGUGUCAGUAGCUCAUCCGACAACGAUAAGGUUAAAAUGAAUGCAGUCAGAGCUUUGGGAAAUCUCAUUCAAAUAGUCAAUAAAGGUUUCCUUAGCGAGCUUAAGUGUUGCCAAAUAAUAGACGAAGCCUUCGAUGCUCUGGUCAAAAGUUGCAUCACGGGUUCAAACAUGAAGGUUAGGUGGAAUGCAUGUUACGCUAUUGGAAAUGCACUAAAAAAUUCAGCUCUGUAUCAAGAAUCAACACGUUUAAAUAAAAACUGGCAGGAUUCCAUUUUUAAAGCUUUGACCGAACUUGUAAUAAGCUUUAAAAAUUUUAAAGUAAGAAUUAAUGCAGCCCUUUCUCUGUCAUGCCCAACCCACAGGGAACAUUACGGUAACUAUUUUUUACCCAUUUGGACAGCAUUACUAGAGGCUUUGGAAAACUCUCAGCAUAUGGAAGAUUUUAGCGAAUAUAAACACAGGGAUCAUCUCGUAGAACAGGUAUGUUUGUCUCUUGGCCACCUUACAACGUUACUCCAGAAAGGUGACUUGGGAAUUUUACAAGACAUACUUGAUCAACAUUUUGAAGUACUUCGCACUCAUACUCAAAAGGUUUUGGAGAGGCUGGUACCCGAAAAGUCAACGACAUUAACAACGGCGACGAUCACAUUAAAUACGUUGAAUAAGGAUACUGGCCUUAGUAACAAGGAAAGGCGAGUACUGGAACAGCUGACUAGCGUAUUUGUACCGAUAAUUUAACUUUUUACCUAUUUUUAAUAAACUUAACAAAAUUU
Diabrotica virgifera virgifera (western corn rootworm) is the source of this 3336-nucleotide messenger RNA. Its product is annotated as HEAT repeat-containing protein 6. Lineage: Eukaryota; Metazoa; Arthropoda; Insecta; Coleoptera; Chrysomelidae. The record is from RefSeq and is a predicted model, not a curated record. Bases 23 to 3301 code for a protein of 1092 amino acids. The transcript has 17 exons.